This is a messenger RNA of Vicia faba (fava bean), 432 nucleotides long. The record is from the annotation of a GenBank genome assembly. NCBI's taxonomy places the organism in Eukaryota, Viridiplantae, Streptophyta, Magnoliopsida, Fabales, Fabaceae.
AUGAGUAUUGGAAAUAAGAUCUCAGGAGCGUCGCCUCGUCUUCUUCCCCGGUCCUCCGUCGCGAUUCUCCUUCAACCCAACAUCUCACCUCACGAUCUCCGGCGUCGCCUUAUAAAUCAGCGCCUCCGUCUUCUCUUCUUCCUAUGCGUUUGCUUCUCCGUUAUCCACCUGUACCGCCGCGGCAGUUCUCUCUCCUCGCCUCCAUCUUCAUUCAAUUUCCGGCCACCAUCAUCAAUACUUCGACAUCCACACCUUCGUCAAAUUCGCUUUAAAACCUCCAUCGACCUCUUGCUCACGAUGGUGCAACUUCGCUCCAUCUCAAUUUGUUCGUCUUGCCUCCGAUUUUGUACCCAAUCUCAACCACAACAUAUCAUCUCUUCAAUCGUUCAAAAGAACAACAUGGCAACAUUAUAUGCCAAAGGAAAAGACUGA